Messenger RNA from Helianthus annuus (common sunflower), 690 nucleotides. RefSeq names its product 60S acidic ribosomal protein P2. The record is from RefSeq and is a predicted model, not a curated record. Gene Ontology annotation, cellular component: ribosome; cytosolic large ribosomal subunit. NCBI's taxonomy places the organism in Eukaryota, Viridiplantae, Streptophyta, Magnoliopsida, Asterales, Asteraceae. Gene Ontology annotation, molecular function: structural constituent of ribosome. Gene Ontology annotation, biological process: cytoplasmic translational elongation. The coding region runs from base 159 to 503 and encodes 114 amino acids. The transcript has 4 exons.
CAUUUAGGCCAGCCCAGUUAUCACAACAAACCUAGCCCACAAACAAUGAAGCAAAGACCUUAACUGUUAUAACUAGGGUUAGGGUUUCACGCCGACCGCAGAACUCACCACACAAAUCAAGCAAAUCACACAGCGGCAGUAACACUUUUCACAGCAAAAUGAAGGUUGUUGCUGCAUAUUUGCUCGCUUUGUUGGGAGGUAACACCUCUCCGUCUGCUGAGGAUUUGAAGAGCAUCCUCGGUUCAGUUGGAGCUGAUUGCGAUGAUGAUAAAAUUGAAUUGUUGCUGUCAGAGGUUAAGGGUAAAGAUAUCACUGAACUAAUUGCAUCAGGAAGGGAAAAGUUAGCUUCAGUUCCUUCAGGAGGUGGCGGUGUUGCGGUUGCUGCUGCAGCUGGUGGUGGCGCUGCCCCUGCAGCCGCCGCCGCUGCUGAGUCAAAGAAAGAAGAAAAGGUCGAAGAGAAAGAAGAGUCUGAUGAUGACAUGGGAUUCAGUUUGUUUGACUGAGGAGGAUCUUGGAAUCAAGUAUUUUCUUGUUUCAUCAAUAUUAAUUUUUUGAUGGUUAUUUUCUUAGUGUUGUGCCCAAAUUUUGAAUUUUGUAUGACCUUGCAAAAGUUUAUCAUGACAUUUAGUAGUCUAAAUUGUUUUUAUUUGAGUAAAAUGCACGGAUAGUCCCUGUGGUUUGUUAAAGUAA